UUCUUUUGGUUUUGGUCAGGUAUAAAGGUAAGUGUUAAAACAGACAGGAAUUCAGUGCAGUCACAGUGCAGUCCUGAAGAACAAACAUCAUUAUGAUGGGCAAGAUCAUCUUCUACGAGGACAAGAACUUCCAGGGUGGUUCCUAUGAGACCAGCUCCGAUUGCCCUGAGCUGACCUCCUACCUAAGCAGGUGCCACUCCUGCAGAGUGGAGAGCGGCAACUUCAUGGUGUACGAUCGCCCCAACUUCAUGGGAAACCAGUACUUCAUGAGAAGGGGAGAGUACUCCGACUACAUGAGCAUGAUGGGAAUGAACGAGUGCAUCAGGUCCUGCCGCAUGAUCCCCGUGCACUGUGGAAACUUUAGGAUGAGGAUCUACGAGAGGGAGAACUUCGGAGGUCAGAUGCACGAGAUGAUGGACGACUGUGACUCCAUCCAGGAGCGUUUCCGCAUGUCUGACUGCCAGUCCUGCAACGUGAUGGACGGCCACUGGCUGAUGUACGAGCAGCCCCAUUACAAAGGCAGGCAGAUGUACAUGAGGCCUGGAGAGUACAGGAGCUUCAGGGAUAUGGGCAUGGGAAUGGGAGGCAUGAGCGGUGGCAUGAGGUUCAUGAGCAUGAGACGUAUCAUGGACAACAUGUCCAUGAUGUAAAUGCUCCAAUGUUGUAUGAAAAAUGUAUUUUUGAUUAGUCUCUGUAGGACAAUUCAUGGAAGCGAAAACAAUAAAACUCUGAGUUUCAGUGAUUU
Messenger RNA from Oncorhynchus mykiss (rainbow trout), 745 nucleotides. Its product is annotated as gamma-crystallin M3-like. Gene Ontology annotation, biological process: visual perception; lens development in camera-type eye. Gene Ontology annotation, molecular function: structural constituent of eye lens. NCBI's taxonomy places the organism in Eukaryota, Metazoa, Chordata, Actinopteri, Salmoniformes, Salmonidae. The record is from RefSeq and is a predicted model, not a curated record.